UUUAAUUAAUUGUUUGAAUCUUAUUUUCAAAAUGAAAUUUCCUUAUGUCGUUAUUUUAGCAUUAAUAAUAGGGUCGACUCUAUCAGCAGCUGGAGAUCCUCAUCUUCGGAGAGCACAAGAGCUUAUUGACUGGAUUGAGGGAGAUAUGGAGGGUACCAUUGUUGUUAUGUUCUAUGAUCAAAAUUCUCCUGAAAGUAGAAUAAAGGCAAUGAGAGAGGAGAUUGAGAGAGAAAUUUUAAGGCCAAACUCAGGCUUUCAUUAUUAUGAGGUUGAUGUUGUGAUUGAAGAUUAUGCGGGUGUGAUAGAGAUGUGUGAACUUAAUCUCAAAGAAAUAAAGCAUUCUCCAACACUUAUGAUUACUAGUGAUGGAAACGGAUAUUGGGCACAUGGUCAAGGAGCUGUACAAGAAAUCAAGUAUCAACUUCCAAACUAUUCUAUUGACAUCAGACGGGAAUUAGGAUUGAUUAGAAGAUAA
Molecule: messenger RNA, 475 nt
Organism: Moneuplotes crassus
Lineage: Eukaryota; Ciliophora; Spirotrichea; Euplotida; Euplotidae
Source: the annotation of a GenBank genome assembly